Sphenostylis stenocarpa is the source of this 346-nucleotide messenger RNA. The record is from the annotation of a GenBank genome assembly. NCBI's taxonomy places the organism in Eukaryota, Viridiplantae, Streptophyta, Magnoliopsida, Fabales, Fabaceae.
GCAUCAAGUUCAUGUGGUACAUGGACUAGACAUUAGUAGAUGGAGUUAUUUUGAAGUUUUUAACAUAGUAAAAGAUUUGAAAUACAAUGCCUCGUCGAAUAUGAAAAUGUGGUCCAAAAUGAUGAAUGAAAACUUUGAAAAUCUUAGAGAAUUUAAGGAUGAUAUAGACGUUAUGGGUAUGUCUAAUUUUGUUAGGAAAUUAAAAAGUUUAGUUGUUCAUUUAAAUGAUGAGGAGAAACUCAAAAUCAAAUCAGAAGCAAUUAUGGUUCUAGAAAAGGCACCAAUUAAUUCCACUUGGAUGAAAGCACAAACAAUGUAUAAAAGUAUCCAGACAGCUACAAACAAU